AUGAGCGAGGAGGACAAGAAGCCGUUUCUGGAUGCGAGCAGCCGCGACCGCGACCGGUACAAGCGCGAGAUGGCCAUCUACAAGCCGGCGCGCGACGAGUCGAAGCCGAAGCGCCCCGGCACCGCCUUCAUGCUCUUCAUGGUGGACUUUCGCAAGGAGAUGGCCGGCAAGGAGCCGGAGGGAGGCGUGGCGGCGCUGGCGAAGCUCGGCGGCGAGCGCUGGCGCAACAUGACCGAGGACGACAAGCGCCCCUACGUGGAGCGGCAGAACCAGGAGCGCGUCCGCUACGAGAGCAGCAUGGAGGACUACCGCCGCAAGGGCCAGCAGGCGAUUGCGGCGCAGGCGGGCGGCAGCGCCGAGGGCGGCAACGCCACCGCCGCCGGCGGCGGCAAGCGCGAGGAGGGCGAGAGCGGCGACUCGGACGCCAGCCUCCAGGCGCAGCAGGCGGCGGCGCAGCAGCAGGCGCAGCAGCAGGCGGUGGCGGCGGCCGCGGCGCAGCAGCAGAUUCACCUGGCGGCGCCCGCCACCACGGCGUACCUGCUGACCGGCAGCGGGGCGGUCUACUCGCAGAUACAGGCGCCCUACUCCUGGAACUGA
Molecule: messenger RNA, 597 nt
Organism: Rhagoletis zephyria (snowberry fruit fly)
Lineage: Eukaryota; Metazoa; Arthropoda; Insecta; Diptera; Tephritidae
Source: RefSeq, a predicted model, not a curated record